Messenger RNA from Meriones unguiculatus (Mongolian gerbil), 3110 nucleotides. It is a transcript of the gene Entpd3, whose product is annotated as ectonucleoside triphosphate diphosphohydrolase 3. The record is from RefSeq and is a predicted model, not a curated record. Gene Ontology annotation, molecular function: UDP phosphatase activity; GDP phosphatase activity. Lineage: Eukaryota; Metazoa; Chordata; Mammalia; Rodentia; Muridae. Gene Ontology annotation, biological process: nucleoside diphosphate catabolic process. The transcript has 11 exons. Gene Ontology annotation, cellular component: plasma membrane. The coding region runs from base 36 to 1892 and encodes 618 amino acids.
GCCCGUCCCCACGGUCCCCCGCGGUGCCCGCAGCCAUGAGUCAGGCGUUUUGUCACAGAGACGAGGGAAGCACAGAUGCUGGCCCGCGAGGCUCGGCCGGCCCCUCCAUCCUCCCGCCCGACCCGCCGAGGUGCAGCGGGAGGGUGGAGCCGGGGGGAGUCGAGGGGGGAGGUGAGGAGGCGCAGAGGCGGUCCCCAGCGGGCUGCGCCACCCACGCCGCCCCGCCCCGCGCCGCCCCGCCUCCCGGUGACCGCGGCGGGAGAGCGGGCGAGCGGCUGAGCGCGGCUCAGCCGGGAGACAGGAUGUUUGCCGUGGUGACCCGCCAGCCUUGUGAUCCGGCAGGCUGCAGGGCCCUCUCGAGGACUCCAGCCAUCGUCACCUGGGUGAUCUUGCUGGUGAGCACCGUGGUGCUGGUGACUCUCACACUUAUCCAGGUCCGCCACCCGCAGGUCCUCCCUCCAGGACUGAAGUAUGGAAUCGUGCUGGACGCUGGCUCCUCCAGAACCACUGUGUACGUGUAUGAGUGGCCGGCAGAGAAGGAGAACGACACGGGAGUGGUCACCCAGGCCUUCAAGUGCAGCGUGAACGGCUCUGGGAUCUCCAGCUAUGAGAACAAUCCCCAGGACGCCCCCCGGGCCUUUGAGGACUGCAUGCUGAAGGUCAGGGCACGGGUUCCAGAGCACCUCCACAGCUCCACCCGCGUUUACCUGGGAGCCACAGCGGGGAUGCGCUUGCUGAGGUUGCAGAACGAGACGGCAGCCCGUGAAGUCCUCGAGAGCAUCCAGAGCUACUUCAAGUCCCAGCCUUUUGAUUUUAGGGGUGCCCAGAUCAUUUCCGGGCAGGAGGAAGGGGUGUAUGGAUGGAUUACAGCCAACUAUAUAAUGGGCAAUUUCCUGGAGAAGAGCCUGUGGCACUCGUGGGUGCACCCGCACGGAGUAGACACCACGGGAGCCCUGGAUUUAGGCGGCGCCUCCACCCAGAUAUCCUUUGUGGCGGGAGGGAAGAUGGAGCGCAACGCCAGUGACACCGUGCAGGUGUCCCUGUACGGCUACACGUACACGCUCUACACACACAGCUUCCAGUGUUACGGCCGGAACGAGGCGGAGAAGAGGUUCCUGGCGCUGCUUCUGCAGAGCGCCCCCUCCGACACCGAGGUCAGCAACCCCUGCUACCCACUGGGCUACCGCGCCACCUUCACCCUGGGCCGCGUGUUCGACAGCCUGUGCACGGAGAAGCAGAGGCCGCAGGCCUUCAGCUCCAGCCGCAACGUCACCUUCACGGGGACCGGCGACCCGUGGCUGUGCAGGGAGAAGGUGGCCGCUGUGUUUGACUUCGGAGCUUGCCAGGGGCAGGAGGCUUGUUCCUUUGAUGGCGUUUACCAGCCCAAGGUCCGAGGGCCGUUUGUGGCCUUUGCAGGGUUCUAUUACACGGCCAGCGCACUAAACCUCUCCGGGAGCUUCUCCCUCGCCUCCUUUAACGACAGCAGCUGGGACUUCUGCAGACACGCCUGGAGCGAGCUCCCGUCCCUGCUCCCCAGAUUUGAUGAGGUGUACGCCCGGUCCUACUGCUUCUCCGCCCACUAUAUCUUCCACCUGCUCGUCAAUGGAUACAAGUUCACCGAGGAGACGUGGCCUCAGAUACGUUUCGAAAAAGAAGUGGGGAACAGCAGCAUCUCCUGGUCCCUAGGCUACAUGCUCAGCUUGACCAACCAGAUCCCAGCUGAAAGCCCCCUGAUCCGCCUACCCAUACAGCCGCCGGUGUUUAUGGGAGUCCUGGCCUUCUUCACAGCUGUGGCCUUGCUGUGCCUGGCAUUUCUUGUGUACCUGUGUUCAGCAUUCAGGACAAAGGAGCGCUCUGAGAAUGCCUUCGACCAAGCAGUGGAUUCUGACUGAGUCCGAGGACUGACUCCAGGUGGCAUGAGCCCAGUGGCUGCCACAGGACCUGCUCCACAGUUAAUUGCCAUGGCCAUGUGCCUCUUAGCUACUGGCUCCUGCCACAGCCCCUCCUGGAAGCCUCUCAGCCACCCAGUGAGGGCGCCCUGCAGCCCUCCCCACGCGCUUGCUGAUCCGCUGGGGAUCAAGGAGACACAGGCGACCAAGGCCAGGGCUCUACCCGUCUACUCCAGAGAAAGCUGAGAAAAUAAUGAUUUAAUGUGGGAGAAUUGGCCACAGGGCUCAGUUUCCAUUUUCUCUGCGACUGUAUUCCUCCUAGCAAGACACCCACGAAGGCUCUGACACGGCAUUUCACCCCGUGGCUUUGUCCCAUGGAUCCUUUGUAAGGCUUUCCUGUUCUCUAGCUGUGAGCCCUGCCCUAUCUGCAGCCACUAAGACUUUCUUUUAGCAGUCCUGUAGGCAUUAAGCUCCCUGGCUGUAGGUUGUACAUUUAGUGGGUAGGAAGAUAUGUUUGGGACAGAGUCUCAUGUAGCCCAUGCUAGCUUCAAACUCCCUCUGCAGCCUAAGGUGGCUCUGAACUUCUGACCAGUUCCUAGGUGCUGGGGCUUCAUGCAUGCUAGGCAAGGAUUCUACAACUGAGCCUCAUGCCCGGCCCAAGGCGACCCUACAGUGCCAAGGACAGCUGGCCUCUGUCAUGCAGGCAGAACCUGAAGCACAAAGACACACAGAGGUCCCUAAUAUGGGCCCUGUUCUCAUUGUGGAAUUCCCGCUCGCAGUCUUGAGAUUGUUCCUGGGUGUGUGUGUGUCGGCAUCCUUAUGGAACUGUCUCACUGCUGUGCCUCUCUAAAUCCCACCCAGUUGCCUGCAUUAGGAUGGAGCUCACUCACCCAGCAAGGCUCCCGCUCAGGCUGCUUUUGGGCUGUCAGGGUGGCAUGCAUUUCCACCACUCCUUCAGGUACCCUUCCUUGAUCCCGCCUUAAGACAUCCCAGUCUGGAAUCUGCUGACCAGUUACUUUCCUCAAUCCCAAUUCCAGUUCUGCCUGCACAGCUGCUGCACAUUUUGACUUUGGGAAGGGAAAAAGUAGUCUUGGGAGUAUUUGCCUCCAAAGUGGGAUGAGAAUGAUCCUCAAGUCCAGUAGCUGUGAGCUACAAAUCAGUCCUGUUUCACAUGGCUGCUGGUUGGCUCCAAAUGAAAUAAACUCUUAUUUUUAUUCUGCA